Molecule: messenger RNA, 2945 nt
Organism: Paramormyrops kingsleyae
Lineage: Eukaryota; Metazoa; Chordata; Actinopteri; Osteoglossiformes; Mormyridae
Source: RefSeq, a predicted model, not a curated record
AUGCCUGACGCCACCUCCCGCUUUUGCCAGACACCUGGCCGAGUGGUGGAGAACAUCUCCAAACGCUGCGGGGGCUUCCUGAGGAAGCUGAGCCUCAGGGGCUGCCUGGGCGUCGGGGACAGUGCGCUGAGGAUCUUCGCCCAGAACUGCAGGAGUAUCGAGGUGCUCAGCCUCAACGGGUGCACCAAGAUCACCGACACGACCUGCACCAGCCUCAGCAAGUUCUGCCCCAGGCUGAAGCACCUGGACAUGUCCUCCUGCACUUCCAUCACAAAUCUGUCCCUCAAAGCACUCAGUGAGGGCUGCCCCCUGCUGGAGAAGCUGAGCAUUUCCUGGUGUGACCAGGUAUCCACAGACGGGCUGCAAGUGGUGGCGCGCUGCUGCCCGGGACUCCGCGGACUGUUCCUCAAGGGCUGCACGCAGGUGGGCGACGAGGCCCUGAAGCACAUCGGGGCUCGCUGUGCAAACCUGCUGACCCUCAACCUGCAGACGUGUUCGCAGGUCACGGACGAGGGACUGGUCGCCGUCUGCCAGGGCUGCCCCCGGCUGCAGGCCCUCUGCGUAUCUGGCUGCAGCAGCCUCACGGAUGUCGUCCUCAACGCCUUGGGCCUGAACUGCCCCUAUCUGAGGAUACUGGAGGUGGCCCGCUGCUCCCACCUCACAGACGUGGGCUUCACCACCCUGGCUCGAAACUGUCACGAGCUGGAGAAGAUGGACCUGGAGGAGUGCGUGCAGAUCACAGACGCCACGCUAAUCCAGCUGUCUAUCCACUGCCCCCGGUUGCAGGUCCUGAGCCUGUCCCACUGCGAGCUGAUCACGGACGACGGCAUCAGACACCUGGGCAGCGGGCCAUGCGCCCACGAUCGGCUGGAGGUGGUGGAGUUGGACAACUGCCCUCUGAUCACCGACGCCUCCCUGGAGCAUCUGAAGGUCUGCCACAGCCUGGACCGCAUUGAGCUCUACGACUGCCAGCAGAUCACCCGCGCCGGGAUCAAGAGGCUCCGGACCCAUUUGCCAAACAUCAAAGUGCAUGCCUACUUCGCUCCUGUCACUCCGCCCCCGUCCGUCGGGGGAAGCCGUCAGAGGUUCUGCCGCUGCUGUGUUCUGCUGUGAAGGACCACUCCUACCGCCAGAGACCCAGAGGACUGACUGCGUGCAUGCACAUACGCUGGGCUUCCGGACCUGGUCACGCCCGACCCUGUGAGCGCUGUGACGCUGCCCAUUGGGUGCUCAAGAACAGCAACUGGGUUCAUUCCUUUGUUUACUUUUCAGUCCAACUUCAAAAUUUCUUAUUCUUUAGGGGCAACGAACUGCGGGGUCAUUAGAGUCACCUACAGGAAGUACUUACCUCUACUUUCAAAAUUCUGCUGACCACCUUUACUGUGUGGAAUCUUCCGGCAAAUUUGAUGACGGAGAAUGUGCUUUCACCUCACAUGCUGGCUUCCUGACAAGAAAGAAGAAAAAAUAUAUAGAAAUACAAACAUGGACUAGAGCGUUCUAGUUAUUUUUGUUCUAAGGUUAAACGUAUGGAUGCAAGUACUGUAGGACUAUUCUAGGGCCCAUGCUGUAAUCGGAAAUGACUUCACUCUGGCAUCUACAUACAAAGAAGAGCUGGAGAUGUAACUGCAGAAAUGUGCAGCUGCUGGAUGGUCAUGGAGUGUUUAAGAUGAGACAUUGCUGCUAGAGAUACAUUGGUGGGGGGUGGGGAUUUUUGCACAAUUAUCACAUAAUGAGGUAUAUUGGAACCCAUUGCUUAUUUGAGGGAGGGUGAGAAAACUUGUUAAAGCAAAUCAGUGUUUUAGGAUUUGCUGCAAAAAUGGAGGAUUACGGAAUGACAAGUUGCUCAUGAUGUACCUCAGGGGAGAGCGACUGUCCAACCUGGGCGCGCAUCCCACUAAAUCCAGGCAGGAGAUAACCAAUCAGAUUGUAGAGGAGGUGGGACCAACCAAUCAUAUCUUGGUCCCGCCUCCUCUAGUUGCUUGGACCCACCUCCUCUUCAAUCUGAUUGGUUAUCUCCCUGAACCAAUCAUUUUCCCUUCUGCCCUCAGAACAAUUUUAUGCAAGUAAAACUCCCAUGAGCUGGAUCUUGACAGAGGAACAUGAGGCAGAUCCGUAACUCUGCCAUGUCCACAGCUUCGUCGGUUCAGCUGUGGAAAUUUCACCCCCACUCCUCAUUCCCCGAGGGUCCACCACUCAAUGAGGGUUUUUUGUUGCCCCCUCAUUGACUUAUUUUCCAGGUGUUCUCCUGAUGCAGUGUCACUUCCCUUCAGUACUGAAUGUCUGAAUUUCUCUUCUUUGUUUCUCUCAGCCAGCACUAUAUUACUUGAAAUACCAUCUUAACUCUACUGAGGGUGGAUGCAAUUAGAAGGAAAUUAAUUUAUCCGGGGCUGAUGUUUUAUCUUCGAGCACCAGACUUUUCCCGUUUAGGAAAUUAUUCUCAAACAUCACAGGGAAUGUGGCCAUGUAGGGACUUGACCUCAAUUUCUCCAGCAUAAUCAAAUAAAUAGGAUAAAGUGACUAAUUUUCAUUGGAUAAAAUAUAUCAGUUCCUAAGCCAAUAAACAGAAUAUAAACGGUCUAUAAUCAACAACUUUCCCUUACAUUGUGAACAUUGUGACCAGUUCUUUAACUGGCCCAAAAUUCAGCUAUGAAAUGCCAUAAUUAUGCACUUGUUGAGAAGCUGGGCAUGUUGUUGUACAUUCAUUCCCCCAAGACAGAAAGCACAAAGUGCUGACUCCUACUGGUGGGAGGUGGUACUGCCUGCACUUUGUGUGUCAGCUCUUCUCAGGAAUUCCGAAUUUAAUGAAGAUGACUUAAAAUGGAAAAAAUGGUUCAAAUUCCUUUAUCUGAACAUGAUUUCAUCUUUUUUUAAGAAUGUAUGUAAUACAUGAUGCAUAUAUUGUACAUGCAUUAUAAAUAUUAAAACUUUUUUUUCUGUGCAUCAUA